Saccharomyces kudriavzevii IFO 1802 is the source of this 249-nucleotide messenger RNA. RefSeq names its product 40S ribosomal protein eS27 (gene RPS27A). The record is from RefSeq and is a predicted model, not a curated record. Lineage: Eukaryota; Fungi; Ascomycota; Saccharomycetes; Saccharomycetales; Saccharomycetaceae. Gene Ontology annotation, cellular component: ribosome; cytosolic small ribosomal subunit. The transcript has 2 exons. Gene Ontology annotation, molecular function: RNA binding; structural constituent of ribosome. Bases 1 to 249 code for a protein of 82 amino acids. Gene Ontology annotation, biological process: translation; ribosomal small subunit assembly.
AUGGUUUUAGUUCAAGAUUUAUUGCACCCAACUGCUGCCUCUGAAGCAAGAAAGCACAAAUUAAAGACUUUGGUUCAAAGCCCAAGAUCCUACUUUUUAGACGUUAAAUGCCCCGGUUGUUUGAACAUCACUACAGUUUUCUCUCAUGCCCAAACCGCGGUCACUUGCGAAUCAUGCUCCACAGUAUUGUGCACCCCAACUGGUGGUAAGGCCAAGCUUUCUGAAGGUACAUCUUUCAGAAGGAAGUAA